AUGACAAAGCACAAAGUAUUGAUCCCAAUCCACCCUGACAAGUGCGAUUUAGCAGACCAUUUACCAGAAUUCAAAAAGUUCCAACAAACUUUUGAUGUCCACAUCGAAGUGUUAACCACUAGUGAAAAUUUCAUCCACGCGCUAAAGACCAAAUAUAAUGAUAUCGCUGCCGUCUGGGCAACUUCUUCCCUAUACAAAUUAGGAGGAUUGAAUCCCUUUAUUGAUUACCUUCCAGACACUGUUAAAGUUGUGGCGUUUCCAUGGGUCGGGCAUAAUGCAUUUGAUGGUAAAAAAUUGAAAGAAAGAGGCAUCAUUUUGGCAAAUAUUGGUGAUAGUCCAUCUAAAGAUGUUGCUGAUAUCGCAUUAUUGUUAACUUUGGCUACUUUUAGAUAUAGUUCUUAUUUGGAACAUGCUCUAAGGACUAGUGAUGCUAGUAUCUCUGAAGCUAGAGAUUCAUUCGGUAGUGAUUCAUUUGAUCCUAAAACUGGGGAACCAAUCCCACCAGAGGAUAUAAAGCAUAAGAACCUUGCAAAGAAAUUAACAAUUGGUGGUAAAACUUUGGAUUCUCCUGCUAAUAAAGUUGCCGGUUUAGUGGGUCUUGGAAGUAUAGGGAAAGAAAUUGCUAAAAGAUUGGAUGCUAUAGGUAUGUCCAUUAAAUAUACUAAAAGAACUCCAUUGAAACCAGAGGAAGAAGAGGCAUUACCAUUCAAGGCAGAAUUUUAUUCAAGCUUUGAAGAAUUGAUUCCUCAUGUCGAUUUAUUAGUUAUUGCUGUUCCUCAUAGCGAAUCUACAAUCAAUUUAAUUAAUAAAGAUUCAGUCAAAUUGCUUAAAAAGAAUGUUAGAAUUGUCAAUAUCGGAAGAGGUACUGCAAUUGAUGAAGAUAUAUUAUUGGAAGCAUUAGAUGAUGGUACUGUUAAUUCAGUUGGGUUAGAUGUUUUCCAAAAUGAACCAAAGAUUGACAAGAGAUUUUUAAAUAGAUGGGAUGUCGUAAUUUUACCACACAUUGGUUCUUUUACUGUUGAUAAUUUUAGAGAUGCAAACAUUAGAGUCAUUGAAAAUAUUGAAGAUGUUUUAUUACAUGAUGGACCAAGUUUAUCACCAGUUAACUAA
This is a messenger RNA of Hansenula anomala, 1110 nucleotides long. RefSeq lists its product as uncharacterized. The coding region runs from base 1 to 1110 and encodes 369 amino acids. The transcript has a single exon. NCBI's taxonomy places the organism in Eukaryota, Fungi, Ascomycota, Saccharomycetes, Phaffomycetales, Wickerhamomycetaceae. Gene Ontology annotation, molecular function: NAD binding; hydroxypyruvate reductase [NAD(P)H] activity; glyoxylate reductase (NADPH) activity. Gene Ontology annotation, cellular component: cytosol. The record is from RefSeq and is a predicted model, not a curated record.